This is a messenger RNA of Durusdinium trenchii, 969 nucleotides long. The record is from the annotation of a GenBank genome assembly. NCBI's taxonomy places the organism in Eukaryota, Dinophyceae, Suessiales, Symbiodiniaceae.
GUUUGACUCUCAGGGUGACCUGGUCUUUUUCACUUGGACCCCAAUCAUGAAGAUCAGCUGCCAAUCGGCCAUGUCGGGAGAGCUGCUCUUGGAUCUGGAACUCGAGCCGAGCAACUCUCUGCUGCUGGUCCGAGAGCAGCUGGUCCAAAAGACUCAUAUCAAAGAGCCCUUCAGUCUGAUCCUCGAGGGCCAGCCCUUGCGUGGCCGCGAGUCCUUAGAAGCCAACGGCCUCAAAGCAGGCAGUGUGGUGGAAGUGAUCCAACAGGGAAUUCCUGGCUGGACGUGCAUCUGUCACGGAGAUGAGGUUGGCCGUGAGACAUCGGGUGACUUUCUCAUUUGGGACGUGCCCUUCAAGGAGGUCGCGGCCUUGAGCGCUCAAGCAACGCGUGUGCGCAUCCAGGAGAGGGGGAAACCUGAAAUGGCGGUGGAGAGUCUUCCAGACAGCUAUCCCAUCCAAGAUCUCCGGCGUGGCGUGCCUAUUGGCUACGGCCGAGCCUUAAUGCGUGAGGAAGUGGAUCAAACUUGGACCUCGCCCGAGGGUGCUAUGCCAGACCUUGUGCCAGACAAGCUGUGGCACACCAGCUCCCACUGGCAUCGCAAGCACCACGACAAGCUGGAGCGAAAGAUCUAUCACUGCUGCGACAAUGGAGGAGGGAUACAUUGGGACCGGAAGAUCUGUGGAUGGACCGUGGGCGGCGGAUCGGAUCUGGAGCUGUACAUUGAUGUCGCCUAAACGCUCCGAACUCGGCUCCGAACUCGGCGUCCCAAGCGAGAAGGAACUGAAGUGCGCCAGAACCGGCGGCCCCCCCCCCUGGCGCGGAGGUCGCCUUAUAGGGCUUGGUCCUGUCUUCAAACCGCACGGAAUCGUGAACAGAUGAUUUGGAGGUUCUGGCUGAUAUAUAAGGUUUUGACCCACUCCAUCUAAAACAAGGUGGUGGGGUCCAGUCAAGCUCGUGGUAAGGAUGUUAA